AUGUCCCAGUUAAACGCAUCAUUGCUAAGGCUUAAGUUAUUGGAUGCGUUGAGAAGUGGAAAUAACGAUAGAGUUGGCACUAUAAUCCAUCAAUUAUCGUCCACAGCAUCCACAACACAUACCACGGAUAUUGCUCUCUUGAAGCAGACAAUUUUGCACUAUGCGGUGCAGGUGGCGCCAAUGUCUACAUUGGAGUACUUGGUGAAAAAUUCCAACGAAUUUGACCUUGACAUUAACUCGCAGGAUAGAGAUGGUAACACGCCGUUGCAUCUUGCUGCUUUAUUCUCGAGAAUGGAAGUUGUUAAAUACCUCUUGUCAUUACCGGAUAUCAACGACACAGUUGUGAAUUUGAAGAAGAAACAGCCUGUGGAAUUAUGUAAGGAUAUGAAUAUUAUCCAAUUGAUGCAGUUUGAGAGAGCCAAGUUUGUUGAAACCGCUGCCUGUCAACUCCGUCAAUAUUUUAGUAACAGAGACUUUGAAAAUUUAGAAGCUUUAUUGGUGCAUAAUUCGAGGGCCUCUGAAUUAUUAGAUAUCAACGGAGCAGAUCCGGACACUGGAAACACUGUUUUGCAUGAGUUCAUUAAGAAGGACGACAUUCAAAUGUGUGACUGGAUUUUAAGACAUGGUGGUGACCCUUUCAAGAGAGACAAGAGAGGAAAGUUACCUAUUGACUUGAUUAAUGGAAAAAAUGAUCCAUUAAAGAAGUUAAUUAAGUCGGCAUCAAAAGACGAAAACAUAAUGGAUCCAGUCAUAAAUACCAAUAAUGCCAUUAAAUCUGGAGGUGCUCCAACAUACAAAGGCUACCUCAGAAAAUGGACUAAUUUUGCCUCUGGUUACAAGUUAAGGUACUUUGUUCUAGAUCAACACGGGAUUUUGUCCUAUUAUGCUAACCAGGAUGAUACUAAUAAUUCGUGUAGGGGUUCUUUGAAUUUAGGUUUUGCUACUUUACAUUUGGAUUCUUCCGAAAAGUUGAAAUUUGAAAUAAUCGGUAAGAAUGAUAUUAGGUGGCACUUGAAAGCAAACCAUCCGAUAGAAACUAAUAGAUGGGUGUGGACAUUGCAAAAUGCAAUCACAAUUGCUAAAGAUAAUUUGAAGAAAAGACAUCCCGAAAGGAAACAGUCCCUUGAAGAACAUCAAGAGAAAAAACUUCGUCAUAAAUUACAUAUUCCUGGGCGUAAGAAGCAUAAAAGAACUGGUAGUCAGGUCUCGAUCAAUUCAGCAAGUAGUUUUGAAGACGAAAACCCAACAUCAAGGGCAAGCACCUUUUCGGCUAUUUCAGGAGAUACCAUCGGUGACGCAGAAGCUAAACCUACUGCUGGCAGCGUAUCUCCAAACUUGACUCAAAUAAAAGAAAACAAAAUUCCAGCUAGGUUUAGUGAAGACCGCCCAAAUUUUGAUGCUCCAGAUUAUGAUUUGGAUGAUAUAGACGGUGCAUACGAAAGUGAGAGUGAUUCUUUAGACCAAAGAGGUGAUCUAGCAUCCAAUGAGUUUGAUAAUUCUCAGUUAAAUGAUCAGAUUUCUUCAACAAGACGCUUAUUAUAUAUUGAGAUGUCAAGUCUUUUAGAUGUGUUCAGGAAUUCACUGAAUGCAGUUGAUACUGAUGGAUUAGAUAUUUCCUCAGUUGGUACAAAUACCUUGACUCUUAUUCAAGAAUUAUUUGUUAAAUAUGAUUCAUUGAUUAAUUCAAGAGAUAAAGGAGUAUCCCGUAAGUUAGAGAGACAAUUCGAAAUUAAUAGACUUUGGGAGAAUUCCAUUCGUCAAUUAGAGAACGAAAUUGCACAACGUGAAGAGAAAUUAUUAGAAUUUGAGGACAAGAAGAAGCAAUUGAGGAAAUACUUUUCAAGUGGAGCCGGUGUAAGAACCCCAGGUAGUUCAACUCCUAACGUUUCCGAGCAAGGCGUUAAAUCGGAUUUGGGACCUAGUGGUAUUAUAGGUUUACACAACCAGUCGGUUUCAGCAGAGGCGCCAAAGGGUACCGAGAAUAAAUCCAUUCCAGAAGGAAAUGACUAUUUUGAAAAUCAUGAUGAAAUAGAUAACGGCAGGGUUGUUCAAGAUAUUUUACAUGACGAUUCUGAUGAUGAAUUUUUCGACGCCGGUGAAUUUGAUGAAAGUAAUGAAGAACCUGAAUCUGCCACUGUCGAUAAUGAUGAUGCAACUUCCACUAAGGAAGUGAAUGGUGAACCUCAAACUGAUUCGUCGGCAGCUAUAAUGGGCGGUGCUUCUGGCACUGCGGCAGCCGCAACUGGAGACGGUAUUGCAGGUGGAUACCGUGAUGAUGAAUCGACGUAUUCAACAGCUACAAAGGUUGCCGACUCACAAGCCGAAAAGUCAGAAGAUAAUGUUGCUAAUGAAAAAGAUGAUUUAAAUCCUGUUGAUGCAGAAGUCUAUACUAAAUGUCAGGAGUACAAGCUCAAUAAAAUUAAUGAUGAAGGUUCUUUCUUAGGUUAUGAGAACCCUCCAAGAGAUAGAUUAGGCUUAAGUGAAGACAACAGACCCCAGAUAGGUUUAUGGGGUAUCUUGAAAUCAAUGAUCGGUAAGGAUAUGACUAAAAUGACGUUACCAGUUUCAUUUAACGAGUGUACAUCUUUAUUGCAAAGAUUAGCUGAAGACAUUGAAUACUCGACCUUAUUGGAUAAAGCGGCACAAAUAGAUGACUCAACUUUACGUAUGGUUUAUGUUGCAACAUUUGCAGCAUCAGAAUAUGCAUCUACUAUUAAUAGGAUUGCAAAGCCUUUCAACCCAUUAUUGGGAGAGACUUUCGAGUAUUGUCGUCCAGACCAUAAAUACAGAUUGAUUGUCGAGCAAGUUAGUCACCACCCACCAAUCAGUGCAUGUAGUGCCGAAUCCGUUAAUUGGGAUUACUACGGUGAAAAUGCAGUUGUCUCUGCGUUCAAGGGUAGAUCAUUUGAUGUCAAGCAUCUUGGCAAAAUGUUUUGUGUUAUUAGACCUAAUAACGGUGUUCAAAGUAAAGACGGUAAAACUGUCGAUGAAGAGUUGUAUAGCUGGAAGAAAGUCAAUACAUCAGUGGUUGGUAUUAUGAUUGGUAAUCCUACUGUAGAUAAUUUUGGUAAGAUGGAAGUCACAAACCACACUACUGGUGAUAAGAUUAUUGUCGAUAUGAAGCAAAGAGGUUGGAGAGCUGCGUCUGCUUAUCAAUUAUCAGGACACGUUGUUGAUAAGGCUGGUAAGACACAUUGGGCUAUGGGUGGACAUUGGAAUUCUAAGAUUUUUGCUAAGAAGGUUAUCGGUAAUCCUGAAGAAGAGAAAAAGAGACGCAAUUCGUUAGUCGACUCCGAAUCUGUGGCCAAUACGAAGACAUCAAAUGAUCCAGAAAGUGGUAACAAGUUUUUGGUCUGGCAAGCAGCACCAAGACCUAAAGUUCCAUUUAAUUUAACUUCCUUUGCUAUAACGUUAAAUGGUAUCGAUAAUAAUUUAAAACGUUAUUUACCACCAACUGAUACCAGACUUAGACCUGAUCAAAGAGCUAUGGAAGAUGGUGAAUACGAUUUGGCUUCAGAUGAAAAGGUUAGAGUCGAGGAAAAACAAAGAGCCGCAAGAAAGAGGAGAGAAUCAACCAAGAAACCUUACGAACCUAAUUGGUUUGUUAAGAGCAAGCAUCCUGUUACUGGGGAUGAUUAUUGGGAAUUUCAAGACGAAUACUGGAAACUUAGGAGAGAUGGAAAGUUGGAUAAUUGUGGUGAUAUAUUUUAA
Debaryomyces hansenii CBS767 is the source of this 3711-nucleotide messenger RNA. RefSeq names its product oxysterol-binding protein related protein. The record is from RefSeq and is a predicted model, not a curated record. NCBI's taxonomy places the organism in Eukaryota, Fungi, Ascomycota, Pichiomycetes, Serinales, Debaryomycetaceae. Gene Ontology annotation, cellular component: membrane; nuclear envelope; cytosol. Gene Ontology annotation, biological process: endocytosis; exocytosis; maintenance of cell polarity. The coding region runs from base 1 to 3711 and encodes 1236 amino acids. The transcript has a single exon. Gene Ontology annotation, molecular function: protein binding; sterol binding.